UUUUUAUCCACACAUUGUUCCCGACAUCAAACAAACGCACACGAGAAAACGAGAUUCAAAUCAGGAACUUGACCAUCACGAACCAAGGAUCUUCCAUCAUAUAAUAUCUCCAUCAAUCGAACUCUCCCCGAAUCGUUUCAAUUUCAAGAUUCUUCAAUCGACUCUUCACGUGUAGUUCUUGAUUUUUGUUGUUUUUGAUUUGUGUAUUUGUAAUCAACGAUAGUUAGGGUUAGGGUUUUCGGAUUUGUUUUUCUUUUUGUGAAGAUUGGUAUGAAGUUAGUAGUUAAACUUUGUAAUAAUCUAAUUGUAAGAAGGGAACUAUUUCUUUAUCGUUUUAUGUUUUUGUUUUGAUUUAAUUUUGAUUUGGCGGUGUAUAACAAUGGAGAUGGACAGCACUUCUCGUGGUAGACCAUUCGAUAGAUCGUCGAGAGAUCCUGCUACACUGAAAAAACCUCGAUUACUAACUGAAGAAACACCGUUUCUUCGCGGCAGUAGUAAUGUUCCUAACGGUGGUGGUAGGCCCCUUGUUCAAAGGCAGCCGGUGUUUGGGUUCCGGUCGACAGCGGAGAGAGAUAGAGACUCAGAAGGCAAUGAUUCAAUAAGGAGUGGAGGAGGUUAUCAGCCCCAAUCGCUAACGCAAUCACAGCUGCAACAGCAGCAGCAUCAUGAGCUUGUGAGUCAGUAUAGGACAGCACUGGCGGAGCUGACUUUCAAUUCAAAACCUAUUAUUACUAACCUGACUAUCAUUGCGGGAGAGAACGUGCAGGCUGCAAAAGCCAUAGCCGCUACAAUCUGCACUAAUAUUCUUGAGGUUCCCCGUGAUCAAAAGUUGCCAUCAUUAUACCUUCUUGACAGUAUUGUGAAGAAUAUUGGGAGAGAUUACAUCAAAUACUUUGCUGCCAGACUACCUGAGGUUUUCUGCAAGGCAUAUAGACAGGUUGAUUCUGCAGUACAUCCUGGUAUGCGGCAUCUUUUUGGGACUUGGAAAGGAGUAUUCCCUCUUCAGUCACUUCAAUUUAUAGAGAAAGAACUUGGCUUCCAAUCAGCUACAAAUGGAUCUUCUUCAGGGUUGGCAGCAUCUAGAUCCGAGCCACAGCCUCAACGCCCUGKUCGCAGUAUUCAUGUAAAUCCGAAGUAUUUGGAGGCGAGACAGAGACUGCAACAGUCAAGUACGGCAAAAGGUCCAACUAGUGACACAAACCUAAUGAACUCACCUGAGGAUACCGAGAGACAAGACAGAAUAACAGCCAAUAUUAGUUCUGUGAGGCCACGUGCAGAUCCUCGGCUUAAGAACAUUCAGCAGGCGCAAAGAGAUGUGGAGAGCACUUGUUUACGUGAGAAUGAUGGUGCACCAUAUAGUGAUUUUGAUUAUUGUUCUGAUGUGUUGAUUCCUUCAGAGGCUAGUUUUGGAAAAUCGAGUGAAAUAGUUGCUGAGCAGGGAUUUGACAAUUCUUGGUAUGGAGCUGGCAGCAAUACUACAGAGACUAUAUCUGGCCAGAGAAACGGUUUUGAUGUAAAGCAUGGAUUCCCCAAUUUGUCAGCCUCUAGAACUGCAAAUGCAGAUGUCAAAUUGCAGCCUAUGAAUAACAUUGCAAGCAAAAGAGGCGGUGAGGCAAAUAGAAGCUGGAAGAACUCGGAGGAAGAGGAGUACAUGUGGGAUGACAUGAACUCACGAUUGGCGAUUCCGGGCAAAUCUGGUAGUAGCUCCAAGAGAGACCCUCGUGCACAUCCCAUGAAUGAAAAGUUGGGUUUUGAGAAUCGCCUCCAGAAACCACAAGGGAUACAAAAUAUUGGUUUAAGGGUUGAUAGAGAAGCUUCAUCUGAUUCACUAUCUGCAAACCAGAAAGAUGGAGCAGUUUUUAGACAGCCAGUGCAAUCAUUAAGCUCUCUUAGAAAUUUACUAGAUCAUGAAGAAGUUCAUUCUACCUCUUUCGGUGGGGUAUCUACAUCUGUUAACUCUCUCUCCAAGACCUCUUUGCAGCCACAGAUGGGCGCCUCUCACGUUGGAACCCAGCCACUUGGAUUUCCUCCAAAUGCAAUAACAGGCCAACGACAUACUCUUGCAGCUGCAUCACCAUCAGGACAAGCACCAACACACCAGCGUCCUCCGUCACCCUCGUUCCCAACAUAUCAUUCAAGUAAAAUAUUGCAUAACUUGUCUGGGCGAGAUCCACCAACGACUCGUCAGCUGGUUGGUGCAGAUGGUAAACCUGCUCGAUCUCGAGGACAAAAGAACACAGGGCUUUCUAGUCAAUCUACUCAAGAUUCUUUUCAAGGGAUAYCUCAGAUUUCCCAUAUGGYCAAUCCUCAAAAACYGCAGAUUCGGAAUUUACAGACAUCCUCWMAUCARUUGCCAUUACAUUCAAAAAARCAUGCUCCUCUCCAUCCAGGAACYRUAUCCGAACCUUCUCAAUCUCCARCCAUMAAGAUUGUUGAUGCAAAYCUUUUGGAUCAUUCAAAAUCUCCUGUUGCARAUAUCCMUGGACCUUCAACUACUGAAAACUUGUUAGCYGCUGUUAGCAGCAUAUUUGGCAACAAGUCUGUUGCUGGUAGUAUUUUGCAGAUGAAUUCCCAAACUGAAUCUAAUUCAGGGCCUCCGCUACCGAGCRGUCCUCCCCCAACUCAAUUUACAUCCUCAGGCCCUAGUGUCAUGUCAUCUCACCCAAGUCCAUCUUCGCGUGACAGCAUAUUGCCUCUGCCACCUGGUCCUCCCUCUCUUGUUGGUAGUACAUCAACGCAGACUUCAAGCAUGGCAACCGCUGUAUCAAAUCCUGUCUCGAAUCUUCUGAGUACGCUGGUUGCAAAGGGCUUAAUUUAUGCGUCAAAAGCUGACACUCCUGACGCAAGUCCGACAAGGAGCCAGAGCCCUAAAAUUGAUACCCCACCAUCACACACAGUUCCUGCAGUAGUUUCCUCAGUGCUAUCCACUUCAUCUAUAAACAAUGAAUCAUCUCUCUCUAAUGUGAAGAGUACUCAAUCCACCACAGUAGAUAUAAAAAGUCUAAUUGGUUUUGAGUUCAAGCCUGAUGUUAUUCGGAGGUCACAUCCUGCCGUGAUCAGUGAACUCAUUGAUCUUCCACAUCAAUGCCACAUAUGUGGCCUAAGGUUUAAACUUCAAGAACGUUUCGAGAGACACCUUGAGUGGCAUACACUGAAAAAUCCUGAAUUCAACACUCCAAAUAAAGUGUCAAGGAGAUGGUUCAGAAAUUCGUAUGAUUGGGGUACAGAGAAGCCUGAACUUCAGUCUAGUGAUCAUAACAUAUUGCCUGUGGAUUCUUUGGAGGCAGCAGUGGAAAUUGACGGUGAGCAGAUGGUCGCUGCUGAUGAAAGUCAAUGUGUGUGCAUUUUGUGUGGUGAGCUGUUUGAUGACUUUUACAGUCAAGAACUGRACAAAUGGAUGUUUAGAAGAGCUGUGCACCUUAAUAUCAAAGAUGGUGAAGCUGGAAAUAUUGGUGGUCCCAUUGUGCAUGCACAUUGUAUUUCCAAAAAUUCCCUUUCUGAUCUGGAGCUAUCCAAUGAUGUCAAAAGGGAAGAGGGUGAGUGAUGAUAUGAUGCUUGAAAGUGGAAACGAAGAUACGAUCAUAGAGGAAAACCAGGUUUGCUAGUGUGCUUAUKUUGGUGCAAAUGCUUUGCAUCAUCUGUUUUUCUGAAGUUUCUUUCUUUUUGGUUCAACUCUUGAUAGAAAGAAAAUUAAUAGAUCCCAGAUGGUCUCCAGUACCAUAUUUUUUACUCCAAUCA
This is a messenger RNA of Cynara cardunculus var. scolymus (artichoke), 3738 nucleotides long. Its product is annotated as polyadenylation and cleavage factor homolog 4-like. Gene Ontology annotation, molecular function: mRNA binding; RNA polymerase II complex binding. NCBI's taxonomy places the organism in Eukaryota, Viridiplantae, Streptophyta, Magnoliopsida, Asterales, Asteraceae. The coding region runs from base 380 to 3544 and encodes 1054 amino acids. The transcript is spliced from 7 exons. Gene Ontology annotation, cellular component: mRNA cleavage factor complex; cytoplasm. Gene Ontology annotation, biological process: termination of RNA polymerase II transcription. The record is from RefSeq and is a predicted model, not a curated record.